AGUAGACCGCAGAUGUGAGCCUGUUGAGCCAUUCAGAAUCCGCCCUGCAUGGGAACAGCAAAUAAAUCGUCCUCAUUCAGUAGUUUAUAUGCACGGAAGACGCAUCGAAGCCUCAACAGCAGUCAUUCUUCCUGCAUGUGGAUGAUUAACGGAUACGUGAUUCCAUUUUGCUGCAUCAACGAUGAGGACGCGUCAUCAACCAACAAAACAAGACCUUUUCUGGAUUCCCUUUGCUGUGCUUCUUUGUUUUCACGGCUCGUCCGCUUCCCAGUUGUCUUACUCCAUCAACGAGGAGGUGAACAAAGGCUUCGUGGUGGGAAACAUCGCCAGGGAUUUGAACCUUAACGUGCAGGAGCUGGACGCCAGAGAUCUGCGUGUGGUUUCGAGCUACGGCAAAGAGUAUUUUAAUGUGAAUUUGCAGACGGGAAACCUUUUUGUGAAGGAAAGAAUAGACAGGGAGGAGCUUUGUACUAACCUGGCAAAAUGCUCGUUGAGGAUACAAGCCGUGUUAAACAAUCCGAUGACCGCAUACCGCAUUGAGGUCAGUGUUUUUGACAUAAACGACAAUUCUCCUGUAUUUAUUGAACAUGCCUAUUCUUUGGAUAUAUUCGAAUCUGCCAUACCGGGAGAACGCUACCUUCUCCCGGUGGCUGUAGACGCAGACAUCGGCAGCAACUCUGUGCGCAACUACAAGCUCAGUAAUAAUGAACAUUUUACGCUCGACGUGCAGAGCGGAGGAGACCACGGCGUGUCUGCAGAACUGGUGCUGCACAAAGCUUUGGAUCGAGAGAAACAGUCUUUAAUCAGACUCACACUGACCGCUGUAGAUGGCGGCAAACCUCCUAAAUCCGGCUCUUUGCAAAUACGCGUGAAUGUGCUCGAUGUCAAUGACAAUGUGCCCACUUUCAGCAAGUCGCUUUAUAAAGUGCGUGUGGGUGAAGACGCGCCGCAGGGCUCGGUUGUGAUCAAAUUAAAUGCAACUGAUUUAGACGAAGGCAUGAAUAGUAAGAUCCUGUAUUCGUUGAUCAAAAGAGGCAACAAUGAUCCGUCCGACGUUUUUAAAUUAAAUACAGAAACAGGAGAAAUCACUGUGAAAGGUUCGUUGGAUUAUGAAGAAACUCCUGCUUAUGAAGUGAGAGUUCAAGCAUUGGACCAAGGUACAGUUCCUCGUAGUGCGCAUGCCAAACUGCUCAUUGAGGUAAUUGACGUGAAUGACAACGCCCCUGAAAUAACGGUGACGUCACUGAUGACGCCGGUUAAAGAAAACGCAGAAUUAGGCACAAUUGUUGCUUUAAUUACAGUAAGUGAUAAGGAUGGCGGGAACAACGGUGUGACCAGCUGUAAAGUAGUUGGAUCUGUUCCCUUUAAGCUGAAAUCCAACUACAAAAAUGAUUAUUCUUUAGUAGUUGAUGGAGCACUAGACAGAGAAAACACCUCUCUUUAUAAUGUCUCCAUUAUAGCCUCAGAUGAAGGAAGUCCUCCUCUGUCCACGAGCAGCAUCAUUACUGUUCAUGUUUCUGAUGUCAACGACAAUGCACCUCGUUUUAUGGAGCCCGUUAUUAAUGUUUAUGUCAAAGAAAAUAGUCCAACGGGAAAUUCUCUUUGCUCCAUCAAUGCGCUUGAUCCUGAUUUGGAUGCCAAUGCAAAAGUGUCCUACACAUUGUUAGAUGUAAAUCCUGGAAAUAUUCCAAUUAAAUCACUUUUAAACAUCAACUCGGAGAGUGGAGAUAUAGUCAGUUUGCAGUCGUUUGACUAUGAGAAGUUAAAGACGUUCCGGUUUAAAGUUCAGGCCACAGACUCUGGUGUUCCUCCACUCAGCAGCAACGUGACUGUCAAUGUUUUUAUCCUGGAUGAGAAUGACAACAGUCCCACCGUUCUGGCGCCAUAUUCUGAGCACAGCUCCGUUAACAGUGAGAGCAUCCCCUAUUCUGCUGAAGCGGGAUACUUUGUGGCAAAGAUCAGGGCUGUAGACGCAGACUCUGGAUACAAUGCACUGCUCUCCUAUCACCUGUCUGAGUCCAAAGGCAACAACAACAACUUAUUCCGGAUCGGAACCAGCACCGGGGAGAUCCGCACCAAGAGGAGAAUGAGUGACAAUGACCUGAAAAGUCACCCCUUGGUGGUGUCGGUGUGUGAUCAUGGAGAAGCCUCCCUGUCAGCUACUGUGUCUAUUGAUGUGGUGGUGCUUGAAAGCACAGCUGACAUCCACACUCAGUUCAGACAUGUGCCCAUAAAGGAGGAGAACUUCUCCGACUUACACCUGUACCUGCUCAUCGCCAUUGUGGCCGUGUCACUCAUCUUUCUGCUCAGCCUCAUCACUUUAAUAGCCAUCAGAUGCCACAGACAGACAGACGGCACUUUCGGCAGGUACGGCGCCCCGAUGAUCACCACCCAUCCUGACGGGAGCUGGUCUUACUCCAAAGCUACUCAGCAGUAUGACGUGUGUUUCAGCUCAGACACACUCAAGAGUGACGUAGUGGUUUUCCCCGGACCUUAUCCACCUGUAGAUGCUGAACUGAUCAGUAUCAAUGGAGGAGACACCUUUAGCAGGACUCAGACUUUACCUAACACUGAUAAGGUAGGCUGGAAAUCUGUUUGUGUUUCUUCUUAAUCCUCUUUUGCACAUAUUUAAGGGCUAAGUAGUUCAAUAUUAGUAAGUUGCUAUAUUUUUAUGACUUAUAUACACACCCAAUAGAUGGAGAAACCAGUGUUUUUGCCCUUCAUGCUGGAUUGUUGUAGUGUCAGCUGUACUGAUACUGUUUAGUUGGGACUCAGGUGGUAUCAAGCAUGAUG
This is a messenger RNA of Nerophis ophidion (straightnose pipefish), 2793 nucleotides long. Its product is annotated as protocadherin alpha-5-like. The record is from RefSeq and is a predicted model, not a curated record. NCBI's taxonomy places the organism in Eukaryota, Metazoa, Chordata, Actinopteri, Syngnathiformes, Syngnathidae. Gene Ontology annotation, cellular component: plasma membrane. Gene Ontology annotation, molecular function: calcium ion binding. The coding region runs from base 182 to 2611 and encodes 809 amino acids. Gene Ontology annotation, biological process: homophilic cell-cell adhesion. The transcript has a single exon.